UUUAUACUCUACCCCUAAUUUAAACACACUGGAGGAUCUUUUUGAUCUCAGUGAAAUCGUAGAUGUUUCAAGCGUCUCGGGAAUCGCACCAGGCAAUCUCGUGGUGAAGAGGCCCCUGGACUAUAGUGUUCCAGGUUGGGGAUUAUUUUCUAUUCUGUGCUGGACGCGUUACUUGGAAAGGAGGGCUUGAAGGCGGAUGUAGCUGCAAGUAGUUCCGGUUGAGGAAGUCUGUCCGCAGCCGGCUGCCGGUGCCUGGUUGCGUGAGGGUCGGAGCGGAGCGUGGCGCUGCCGGUCCCGGUCCCAGUCCCAGUCCCAGCUGUGCCAGCGCGUAGGGAGCCGCCGCCGCCGCCAUGUCGACCCGCUCGUGCCGGGAGAAGGCGCAGAAGCAGAACGAGCAGCACCAGGCCAUCCUGGCCAAGCUGCUGCGGGAGGAGGACAACAAGUACUGCGCCGACUGCGAGGCCAAGGGUCCAAGAUGGGCUUCUUGGAACACGGGUGUCUUUAUUUGCAUCAGAUGUGCUGGAAUACAUCGAAAUCUCGGGGUUCAUAUAUCAAGGGUAAAGUCUGUCAAUUUGGACCAGUGGACACCAGAACAAAUACAGUGCAUGCAGGAUAUGGGAAAUACGAAGGCAAGGAUACUCUAUGAAGCUAAUCUACCAGAGAACUUCCGAAGACCACAAACAGAUCAAGCUGUAGAAUUUUUCAUCAGGGAUAAAUAUGAAAAGAAGAAGUACUAUGACAAAAAUGCAAUCAGUGUCACCAGUAUGUCCUCCUCUGAUGCUGUUCAGCCUUUGGCACCUUCUCCUUCUCUGCAAGCUGCUGCCGAGAAGAGCAAAUUGGAGAAGGAAAAGGAGAAAAAGAAAGAUGAGAAGAAGAGAGAGAGGGAAUCAGAAAAAACAUUGAAACCCCUAACAACUGAAAAGCCUCAGAAGAAGGAGGAUCAGCAAUUAGAGCCUAAAGCAAGUCCGAAAAAACCACCAGAACCUACUAUUGAUCUUUUAGGACUCGAUGGUCCUCCUGAAGCACCUGUUACAAAUGGAAGCACCACUACCGUAACAACACUGAACGAUGACUUGGAUAUCUUUGGCCCAAUGAUCUCUAAUCCUUUGCCAGCAGCUUCUGCACCUCCUGCUCAGAGCACUUCCACUAAACCAACAGCUGCCACCUUAUCUGCUGCAUCCGGGGAUCUUGAUCUGUUCACUGAGCAAACAACAAAAUCAGAAGAGUCAGCAAAGAAGCAACUCUCCAAAGACUCCAUCUUAUCACUGUAUGGCACUGGGACCAUGCAGCAGCAAAAUGCUUCAGGUAUCUUCAUGGGAUCAUCUUCCAUGCCAUUUACCACACAACCGUCAACUAAUUUUCAAGGUUUUCCAGCCAUGGGAGUACCUGUGCCUGCAGCUGGUGGAAUGAUGGGGAAUAUGAUGGGACAAUCAGUGCCUGUCAUAGGACAGAACACAGGUAUGAUGGUGGGCAUGGGAAUGCCCAAUGGUUUCACUGGCACUACACAAACUGGUGUGAUGGGACUUCCUCAAAAUGUUGUUGGACCCCAAGGAGGAAUGGUGGGACAAAUGGUUACUGCACAAACUAAAUAUGGCAUGCAACAAAAUCAACAAGCUCAAUGGAACAUCUCUCAGAUGAAUCAGCAAAUGGCUGGCAUGAAUCUCAAUAGUUCCAGCAAUGUGGUGGGCUUUGGCCAGCCCCCCAAUACAGUGGCAGGAUGGACAGGAAGCUCUUCAGGUCAGACUCUCAGCACACAACUGUGGAAAUGAAAAUUGCAACAGAAGUUUCAUGCAGAACAGUCACUUGACAUUCCUUGCACAAAUGCAUUUGUUCUUUUUCUUUCCUCUCAGUUCUUCAGAUUAAGAAGUUAUCUAACUGACUGUGUUGUGGGCUAUAUUGAUUUAAAUUUGAUGUGGUGGAAAGCAGAUUGAGAAUACAUUUAUAUAUCAUUGGCAGCUCUUUCAUAUUACAGUACAUAUGAUUUCAUAAACCAUAUCAAGCAGCUGCUUUACCAAUUGCAUACUCAAUUUUUUUCUCAAAAUUAUAGAUCAAACGUUUGCAUAUAAGGGACGUAGCUAUCAUGUUAGUAAUAUCUCUAAAUAUAUAAACCUUGCCCCUCAAAUUACCCAGUAAUCCUUGUAGAAGGUACUGUAUGAACAAAUGUUUAAUCAUAUAAAUAGAAUGUAAAUGUAUCACUGAACAAUGUUUUUAGUGUAUCAAACAUACUGUGUUUUAUCAUUCAUUCCACUGUGAUGUUGUUAUGGUGUGCUUAACAGGGAACAUGGUUAGUGAAAGCAAGAUAAACCUGGAUAUUACUGUAGUUCCACAAGUUUUUAGUUUAUUCUUUUAAAACAUGAAUAUUUGAUCCAUUUGAAUUUCCUGUGACAAAAUAUGCAAUUUGGCUCCAUACGUGUAUACAUAGUGCUAAUAUAAAGAACUUAUUGCACAAUAUGCAUACAGGGUAACUCACCACAUAUGGAUACUUUUUGUCCUUGCAGCUAUAUCCAGGUUUGACAGUAAUUGUGUUUACAUUUUAUGGUGCCUCGUAUUGAUAAAAUGUUAUUUCCCUAUAUUAAAAAGAUAAAGCCAUAAA
Molecule: messenger RNA, 2593 nt
Organism: Mauremys reevesii (Reeves's turtle)
Lineage: Eukaryota; Metazoa; Chordata; Testudines; Geoemydidae
Gene: SMAP1
Product: small ArfGAP 1
Exons: 11
Coding region: 351-1769 (472 amino acids)
Biological process (GO): regulation of clathrin-dependent endocytosis
Molecular function (GO): GTPase activator activity; metal ion binding
Source: RefSeq, a predicted model, not a curated record